UCAUGAUCAAUGUAGGCCCAGCAGUGCCACCUGUCAGUGUCCAUCAAUGCCAGCUGUCAAUGCCCAUUAAUGCCACCUGCCAGUGCCCAUCAGUGCCACAUCAACGCUACAUAUCAGUGCCUACCAGUGCACAUCAAUGCCACAUAUCAGUGCCCAUCUGAGCUGCCUUUCAGUGUUACCUAUCAGUGCCAGUCAGUGCCACCUAUCAAUGCCAUCAGUGCCGCCUAUCAGUGCCAGUCAGUGCCACCUAUCAGUGCGCAUCAGUGCUGCCUAUCAGUGCCCGUCAGUGCUGCCUAUCAGUGCCACCUAACAGUACCAGUCAGGGCCACCUACCAGUGCCAGUCAGUGCCACCUAUCAGUGCCGCCUAUCAGUGUCACCUAUCAGUGCCAUAUAUGAGUGCUGCCUUUCAUUGCCCAUCAGUGAUGCCUGUCAAUGCCCAUCAGUGCCACCUACCAGUGCCUCCUCAUUAAUG
This is a messenger RNA of Staurois parvus, 473 nucleotides long. The record is from the annotation of a GenBank genome assembly. NCBI's taxonomy places the organism in Eukaryota, Metazoa, Chordata, Amphibia, Anura, Ranidae.